CUUCGCCAAUGCGAAGCUAACCAGUUAGCAUCUAAUACGCGACGCAAGAAGCAACUCAGUCAGUGUUGACUAGUUUCUAUGGAGUGAAGAUGGCUCCUUUUCCCGACGAGGUGGAUGUUUUCACUGGCCCACACUGGCGAAUGAAACAGUUGGUGGGACUUUACUGCGAGAAGCUGUCACAGACCAACUUCUCCAACAACAAUGACUUCCGCUCAUUUCUUCAGUCGCUUUGUGCCACCUUCAAGGAGUUCAAGAUGCAUGAACAGAUUGAGAAUGAGUACAUCAUCGGUCUGUUGCAGCAGCGCAGCUGCAAUGUGUAUAAUGUACACUCCGACAACAAGCUCUCAGAGAUGUUGUCCCUGUUUGAGAAAGGGCUGAGAAGCGUUAAGAGUGAGUAUGAGCAGCUCAACUAUGCCCAGCAGCUGAAGGAAAGACUGGAGGCAUUCACACAGGACUUCUUACCCCACAUGAAGGAGGAGGAAGAGGUGUUCCAGCCCAUGCUGAUGCAGUACUUCACCUAUGAGGAGCUGAAAGACAUCAAGAAGCAGGUGAUAGCGCAGCACAGUAGCCAGCAGCGAUGGGACUGUGCAGCAGAGGUGCUGAAGGAGCUCAGUCUGUGGAGCCAGGCAGAGGUGCUGCACAAGGCCUUCAAGUAUGCUGACCACGAGAAGAUUGAUGAUGAAUUGGAGAAAGAGCCGUGCUCCACCCACAUCUCCCAGCUGCCCACAGAGAUCCUGCUGUGUCUGUUCCACUACCUGGGCCCUGUGGACCUGUGUCACUGUGGCCAGGUGUGCUCUGCCUGGUCUGACCUGGCCAAGACCGGCUCUCUGUGGAGACACCUCUACCCUGUACACUGGGCCAGAGGGGAUUACUAUCGCGGCCCCCCAGCUGAUCUGAACCAGGAGCUGGAUGAGGAGUGGGUGAAUAGUCGGCAGGAUGAGGGCAAAGCCUACCAGGAGUGGGAUGAGGACGCAGAUGUGGAUGAAUCUGAUGAGUCUUGUGAAGACUCCUUGGCUAUAAGCGCUGCUCAGAGGGAGAAGAAGCUACUGAAUGGAAUGAUCCAGAACCUUCUGCCAGCUGUGGGUUCCUCUGUCCGGUCCAUCGUUCUGGCCUAUAGCUCUACGGUCUCCAGUAAGAUGGUGCGUCAGAUCCUCAGUCUCUGUCCUAAUCUCACCCACCUGGACCUCACUCAGACUGAUGUCACAGACUCCGCCUUUGACAGUUGGUCAUCUCUGUGGGCGUGUCUCUCUCUGGAGCACCUGGACCUUUCAGGCUGUGAGAAGAUCACUGACCACACACUGAAGAAGCUGUCCUUGGGUUUGGGGGAUCUGGCAUCUCCCACAUGCUCUGAGAAACGCUCUGACCGGCGAGCCAAGCUUCUGAAGAGCCCUCCUUCUCCCAUCUGUCUGCUGGACAAGCGGAGCCUCCGUCCGACUGGGCACAGCCGGCAGGCCCUGAUCUUCAAGCAGUGGCCAGGGAGACUGGGCAGUGCCCCCUGCAGCCCCACCAGGGUCUGGGUCCUGGACCCCUCGGAGCUGGCCGACAUCGAGGACGCUGCGGAGUGGAACCGUCGCGGGGAAGUGUCUACCCCUGAGGGGCGGGGCUUUGUGGAGACUCGGCCAGGGGGAGUGUUGUGUUGCUGCAGGAGGAGUAGGAGGCGGGGCUUCAGGACUGGCUUUAGCACCUCCUACUGGCAGCAGCAGUAUGGGCUUGGGGAGGCCGGCUGUGGCCAUUCAACCUGCUGCACUGGUGAGACGGCCCUGAGGACUUUAGGAGGGCUGCAGUGUGAGUCUUACAUCACCAGGGGCAGUGCAGGGGCAGAGUUUCGGACUAAAUGCUCCUCUGGGGGCCAGUGGUGCCUGGAGUGUGACAACAGAACUGAUCGGUCAGACGCUCAACGCUCACUAAGGUUCCUCAGCCUCUCUGGAUGCUAUCAGGUCACAGACCUGGGCUUGAGGGCACUGUCUCAGCGUGGAGGUCUUCCUCUCCUGGAGCAUCUGAACCUGUCUGGAUGUCUCCUCAUCACUGAGGUGGGAUUACAGGAGCUGGUGUCAGCCUGUCCUGCCCUCAAUGAUGAACACUUCUACUACUGCGACAACAUCAACGGUCCUCACGCUGACACGGCCAGCGGCUGCCAGAACCUGCAGUGUGGCUUCAGGGUGUGCUGCCGCUCUGGAGAGUGACCUUUCACCCAGCCCCACGACCCCCCCCCCAUCAUGGUUCCUCAUCUGCACUUUAAUCACCUGGGAAUAAACCAAUCUCUGUACUUUGUCACUUCAAAUAGUUUCUAGAUAAACAACAAUUCUAGUUAACUCGGGACAUUUCCAUUUCCAUCUGUAUUUUUAGGAAAUACUCCUUUAGAAAAAUAUAUGGGUAUUGGAUGUAUGAAGUAUCCGCAAAUGUAAAUUCUGGUUCCAUAUUUUGAGAAAUCGAUUCUUUUGCAUUUUCAUUUGAGUUGCAAAAAAGCAGACGUUAUAUGUGAGCACCAAGUACUUGUCGUUUCUGUAGUGAAAUGAACCAUGUUUCACAGAAGUUGACACCAGGUAUCCUGUAGUUUCUGACUUGGUCCACCACCUCUGCUCCUACUUGCUUAUUUUAGAUCUCUGAUUUGUGAUUGCUGUAGUCUUACUUGGUUAAUUGAAAUUAGAAGUAAGAAACAUCAGAUAAUUAAAUGUUGUGAUGUGAGUUCUCUUCACAUGAUGAUACACACAGCUUGACCUACAUUUUGGGAGUGGUGAUUCACACGGUGGAAGAUACUGUUUCAUCAUAAUGGUGUGUAACGUCAGUGACUGUUAAUAAUCUGACGGUACUGCAUAGUCCUGGAGAACACUGAUCAUGUCACUACUAGAGAUGACAUGUGGCCCGAUCACUGUUAGAAUUGCCUCAGAUGUGGGCAGGCAUGUCAGGUAUAGAGUUAUGGUGGUAUUUGGCUGCAGGUAAUACCCUUAUCCCAUAUGUUGGAUUUCAACCUCUAAAAUGACAUUCAUAAUGCUUCUCAUCUUUCUCCUUUGUGGCUAGAAACAUUGGAUUGUUCUUAUAUUUUCCCUUUGUCAUUGUAUUGAAUGAAUGGUAAGGGCACUGAAAUUCACCAGCAUUCACAUAAGCUCUCCCAGGCCAGAGGGUUACUUCACAAAAUGAUCUCCUAGACAUGUAUACAGUUGAAUGACAAAAUGAAGCAGAUUUGAGAAAUAGCCCCUACUCUGUGAGACCCACUGUGAGUGCUGGUCUUUAUACAUAGCACAUCCAACUUCUGGAGACCCAUUAUUUGCUUGUUCAAACAAUCUGCAUGAGAAGUUCUAUUGGUUAUGUACAGUUCAAAAGGAGAACAAUAAAAGUAUAUUGGAUUUAAA
This is a messenger RNA of Coregonus clupeaformis (lake whitefish), 3350 nucleotides long. Its product is annotated as F-box/LRR-repeat protein 5. The coding region runs from base 90 to 2183 and encodes 697 amino acids. Gene Ontology annotation, biological process: SCF-dependent proteasomal ubiquitin-dependent protein catabolic process; intracellular iron ion homeostasis. The record is from RefSeq and is a predicted model, not a curated record. Gene Ontology annotation, molecular function: protein binding. Gene Ontology annotation, cellular component: SCF ubiquitin ligase complex. The transcript is spliced from 11 exons. Lineage: Eukaryota; Metazoa; Chordata; Actinopteri; Salmoniformes; Salmonidae.